Molecule: messenger RNA, 2378 nt
Organism: Centruroides sculpturatus (bark scorpion)
Lineage: Eukaryota; Metazoa; Arthropoda; Arachnida; Scorpiones; Buthidae
Product: serine/threonine-protein kinase DCLK1-like
Exons: 13
Biological process (GO): protein phosphorylation
Molecular function (GO): protein kinase activity; ATP binding
Source: RefSeq, a predicted model, not a curated record
AAUGCAAAUAUCUCACUGGCUCUUCAAGAUCAAUUUUAAACAAAAAAUUUCAGCACAUACCUGUCCCUUCUCAGUCUCCCGUUUCACGAAGAAGAGCAUCGUCGCCUGUUUUUCCAUCUGACAAAUGCAAAUAUCUCACUGGCUCUUCAAGAUCAAUUUUAAACAAAAAAUUUCAGCACAUACCUGUCCCUUCUCAGUCUCCCGUUUCACGAAGAAGAGCAUCGUCGCCUGUUUUUCCAUCUGACAUUUCUCCUUAUAACAGUGGAAAAAGUUCAUUAUCGUCAUCUCCAAAGUUUGCUCGUAAAGCCCAACCAAAAUCUCCAAAUUCGAAAUCAAAGUUUCAAAAUGGCCAUAUCUCAUCACCGUCAUUUUUACCUCAAGAGAUCACAGAUAAAUAUAAUGUAGGAAAGAUUAUUGGAGAUGGAAAUUUUGCAAUUGUUCACGAAUGCACAGAAAAGAUCACAAAUCAAGAAUAUGCUUUAAAAAUAAUAGAUAAGAAUAAAUGUAGAGGAAAGGAACAUAUGAUAGCAAAUGAAGUUGCAAUCUUGAGGAAAGUUAAACACCCAAAUAUAGUUCAGUUAUUAGAAGAAUUUGAUUUAGAUAACGAGUUAUAUCUUGUCAUGGAAUUAAUAAAGGGAGGUGAUCUGUUUGAUGCAAUUGCUUCUGCAACCAAAUAUUCUGAAAGAGAUGCAAGUGGAAUGGUAUAUAAUCUUGCAAGUGCUCUUGGUUAUUUACAUUCUUUAAAUAUAGUUCAUCGUGAUAUUAAACCGGAAAAUUUGUUGGUGGUCGAUCAUGAAGACGGGAGCAAAUCUUUAAAACUUGGUGAUUUUGGAUUAGCUGUAGAAUCUCAAGAUGAUCUUUACACUGUUUGUGGAACACCGACAUAUGUGGCCCCUGAAAUUUUAGCUGAAACAGGCUACGGACUUAAAGUGGAUAUUUGGGCAGCGGGUGUUAUCACUUACAUUUUGUUGUGUGGAUUUCCACCAUUUGUUAGUCAAAAUAACGACCAAGAUGAACUUUUCGAUCAAAUUCUUGCUGGAAAAUAUGAAUUUACAUCACCCUUCUGGGAUGAUAUUUCAAAUUCUGCCAAGGAACUAAUUGCUUGUAUGUUAGAAGUUGAACCUUCUAAAAGAUACACAGCAGCACAAAUACUACAACAUCCUUGGGUGGCAGCAGAUACUGCCCCCGAUGACGACAUGCAUUCGACAGUGUCGACCAAACUUAGCAUGCACUUUGACUACAAACCUAAAUCCUCUGUCAAGUGUGCUGGCAUAGCUCUUAUUGCUUCCACUGCUCUGGAUAAAGAAUUAAAUUAUUUUUGUGGAAGACCUCAAACAGCUACAACCACUGCCUCUCUGCAACCAUUUCAAUUGGUCGAGGAAGACGAUAAUCUCAUGUUCUGAACAGUGCAUUCCGAAGAGCAUUUUCUUCCAUAAUAUUUAAACGUAACGUGAAUGCCAUGACGGAGUAAAGUCAUACUUUCUUAAUUAGAAACAAAACGACGUCUGAUUUUAUAUUUAUAUGCAUUUAAAAAGUUUAUAUAUAAUCAGAUUAAACAAACUUUUUUUUUUUUAAUAUACGUAAGUUUGAUAAAUAUAAAGUACGAAGAAUUGGUUUUAAGAAAGAUGCAAAGUUAUCGUCCUUUAUAAAAAUUUAAAUUCUAAGACUCAUUAAACUGGUCUGAAAUUUCUAAAAUACAAUUUUUAAGAUAUAUGCAUGAAGUAAUGAGAAAUAACUCCAGUGUCGUCGUCCGUGUGAGUGUUCGUGACAUUUGAAAAAGUAAAAUAAGAAUGGAAAUUCAAUUCAAAGUACUUUAUAUAAAUAGCUUCAUAGUUUCGAAAAUAUCUCUCGAUGUAUUAGAAGUUGUUGUUUGUGGUCGUGGGGUGACGUGUAGUGACUAGCCGUUUUUUAAAAACUAUUAUCCGAACUCUAUCUGAUGUUACGAACGUGUAGGUACGUUUAUUAUACCGGAAUUAGUUCGGAAUGUCCCGAUUUAAUGAUUUGCGGAGUUGUUUUUUAGGUGAUAUAUUUUUCUGGACUCUAAUUAUUGGGAACAAACGUGCCAAAUAUGAGAUUUCUUUUUUGAAAUUGGAUAUUUGUCUAGAGGAUUGGAAUUUAAUACAUAUCAAAUACUUUUUGCCUUGAUAAAUUCAGAUCGGUUGUCGACUGAUUAGAGCGAAGGCCUUCGUGGUAUUAUUUUAAAAACUAUUGAAUGCAUUUCAGUAAGAAAUCGGUUUAUAUGUAUGUGAAUAAAUUUUAAUAUAUUUUGGAAAAUCCUUUUUGUAUAUCUAUUUAAUACAUAUGAAUUUGAUAUCAGAUGAAUUAUGCAAUAAUAGAUUUUUUCCUCUGAAUUUUUCUAUUAAGACUAAAAUAAAAAG